CUAAUAGUGCAGCUACCCAGGUUGCUCCUGCGACUGUCGCGCCUAGUCCGAGAGGGAAUAAUACAUUUAGUCCUUCAGGAAAUACGUCUUCUAGUAGCUCGACUCCUAGUAACGCGGCUUUCGCCGGGGCGCCGCAUCGUCUCCCUGCUGCUCCGCAAUCCGCGGCCUCUAAGCCGGCCGCCAUGUCAGCAGCUUCCACGUCAUCGGCUGCCGCGUCAGUAGGCCCUAUUCCGCCUGGCAUUGACGUCCAGAGCCCGCGGGGAGUGGCGGGCGGAAGUUUCCAGAGCCCGCGUGGGCGGAAGAAACCGUCCGCGCAGCAGUUGCGCACACCCAGCGCAUUGGCGCGUCUCCCCCUCCCCGUCUCUUCCGCCGCCGCCUCUUUCGCCUCCUCCGCCCCUUCCGCCGCCUCCUCCGCCUCCUCCCUCCCCGCCGGCGCAUCGUCCAUUUCCCCCUCCACCCGUAACGCCUCGCCCUCUGCUGUUUCCGCCUCCCCCGCCGCGGCUUCCGCCUCUCCCUCCGCGCGCUCCCCCGGCGCCACACAUAGCGCGGAAAACACCUCCCGGAAUGCGUCCCCGAGCGCCGCUGCUGCGCCCGCCGCGCAGGCCGCCGGUGCCCCUUCUGCUCCCACUGCCUCUACCCCUUCUACUACUGCUGCUGCCGGCGCUGCUGCUGCUGGUGGCUUAGCGGCUGUUCCCCUCCCGUUGCCCGUCAGCGGCGAGAUCGCCGCGCGCGCUGCUGCUGCUUCCAGCGCGCAACCCGCGAGCGCGGGGGGGGUUGAGGGGGGUGCGCUGGCGGUUUCUCCGCCUUGCGCCAGCGCUGCUCCACAAGAGGCUGGGGAGCAGGGCAAAGGGGGAGACAGAGAUAUGGGGUCUUUUAAAAGGUCUGGGGAGGAGGGGGGUGAGCAGCAGCAGCAGCAGCAGCAGCAGCAGCAGCAGCAGCAGCAGCAGCAGCAGCAGCAGCAGCAGCAGCAGCAGCAGCAGCAGCAGCAGCAGCAGCAGCAGCAGCAGCAGCAGCAGCAGCAGCAGCAGCAGCAGCAGCAGAGACACCAGCAGGGGAAGAAAGGGAAGGCUGGUGACACGACCGGAUCGCUCAAUAGCGGGGACAGCAGCACCAGCACCAGCACUGCAGAAACAACAUCGUCUGCUGCUGCUUCAGCAGCUGCUGCCGCUGCUUCAGCAGCCGCUGCUGCUGCUUCUCCGGGCACUGGUGCUGCUGCUUCUGCGGCCGCUGCUGCUGUUGCAGACGCAGCAGUGAGCAGCAGUGGCAGCAGCGGCAAGGGGAAAGCCCCAACGACCCUGAUUCCUUUCACGUACGCCCAGGUCCUUCAGAUGACAGGGGGACUUGCGGAGGAGGGUAGAAUCGGCGAGGGCGGGUUCGGCGCGGUGUACAAGGGGAAUUUACCCACGAAAAGUGGGCGUAAGAUACCCGUGGCUGUGAAAGUGCUCAAUGCAGAGGGGCAGCAGGGCGAGAGGGAGUGGUUAACAGAAGUGAGCGUGUUGGCUCACCUCGCCCACCCCAACCUCGUUUCUCUCGUUGGCUACUGCGCCCACGACCACCACCGCAUGCUCGUCUACCCUUACUUACCCAACGGUUCGCUCGAACACAAACUUUUCGGACUGCCCGCAAAGGAAUUCCCGCUGACGUGGCAGCAGCGGAUUGGCAUUGCGCUGGGAGCGGCUAAGGGGCUGGCAUACUUACAUGAAGAGUGCGGAAAGCCGCUCAUCUAUCGGGACUUCAAGACGUCCAACAUCCUGCUCACCAAGGACUGGCAGGCCAAGCUCUCGGACUUUGGGCUGGCCAGGAGCGGGCCAGAGGGGGACAACACGCAUGUGUCCACGCGGAGGAGGACAGCACGCAUGCCUCCCUCCACGCGGGUGGUGGGCACAGUGGGGUAUGCCGCCCCAGAGUAUGUGUUGACAGGCCAUCUGACGGUGAGGAGUGACGUGUACAGCUUUGGCGUGGUGCUGCUGGAGCUGAUGACUGGCAGACUGGCGCUUGAUAAGUCAAGACCCAAGGAAGAGCAGUCCCUGGCGGAGUGGGCAGCCCCAUUCCUAGCCUCUCCCUCCAAGCUCUAUCGAAUCAUGGACCCUGCUUUGUCCGGCCGCUACAGUGUGAAAGGUGCUCAGAUGGCGGCGGCUGUAGCGAGGGACUGCCUCACCCGCAAGGCAAAGCAGCGGCCACGCAUGUCCGAGGUGGUAACGGCGUUACAGCCGGUGCUGGAGCUCCUUGAUAUGGCUGGGUUUGGUACUGGUGGUGGUGUGACUGCUGGUGCUGGUGGUGUUGGUGCUGCUGCUGGUGUUGCUGUUGGUGGUGGGGCGGGAGGUGGAGUUGGGGGGGUAGGUCUGGGGAAUGGAGGAGGGGGGGCGCUGCUUACAAGGUCGAGUAGUGAGAAUAGCACGACUACGACGAAGGGAGGGGGCGUGGGUAGUGGAAAGAGGUGGCAGAAGAUAGGGAGUGGCCAGGGCUCGUUAGCUCAGAAACAGUUGUCUCUUAGAGAGGAGAGGAGACAGUUGUCUAUACGGGAGGAGACGGAGCAGGAUUGCUGACGGUUGAAGAACUAGUUGACUAUGAUUUGUGGAUUUAACUCUACAUGUUUGUCUAGGAUUUCAUACGAAUUUGCUAGUUUGUUUGGUUCUUGAGUUGGUUUUCGAGCGUGUUCCUGCGGCCUCUUCCCAGCCAACCUCUUCCCAGACUUGAGGCCUCAAAUUUGAAGGGUGUUUCACCCUGAUUGCCCUUGCCAGCGGCCGCUUUUUCAGGAUCACCCUGAUUUUGUAAGGG
This is a messenger RNA of Closterium sp. NIES-67, 2778 nucleotides long. The record is from the annotation of a GenBank genome assembly. NCBI's taxonomy places the organism in Eukaryota, Viridiplantae, Streptophyta, Zygnematophyceae, Desmidiales, Closteriaceae.